Molecule: messenger RNA, 1438 nt
Organism: Nicotiana tabacum (common tobacco)
Lineage: Eukaryota; Viridiplantae; Streptophyta; Magnoliopsida; Solanales; Solanaceae
Source: RefSeq, a predicted model, not a curated record
AGUCAAAGUUAAACACGAGGCAUAAAUUGGCGCCAAACCCCCUACAACCUAAAAUCGUCUGCUUCAUUUGAUCUCUAUUCAAAAUUUAUAAUACUAUAUUGAAUAUCAGUUACUUCAAAAUGAUUGUAAGUGCUACUACUGGUACAUUUUUCUCCGUCGAAAAUCAUUCACCUGAAUUUAGAGAAAGCGCGUCAAGAAAGCUAGGAGGAAGUCUUCUUUUUGUAGCAAAUUCUAAGAAGUCUUUUUCUUGUAGCCUACAAGUUAAGGCUAACUCUCAAGCACCGCCGCAUGUGAAUGGAUCAAACGUUUGCCUUAAGCACGAUCACAGGCUCAAUGUCGACCCUUUUGGACCAGGAAAACUCAUGGAAGAUGGCUUUGUUUUUCGUCAAAGUUUCAGCAUCAGAUCAUAUGAAAUCGAGGCUGAUAGGGUCGCGUCUAUAGAAAUGAUGAUGAAUCUUUUGCAGGAAACAUCUCUAAAUCACAUGAAGAGCAUAGGAUUUAUGGGGACUGGAUUUGGGUCAACUCCAGAAAUGUCCAAAAGAAAUUUGAUUUGGGUUGUCAUGAAGAUGCAGGUUUCGAUUGAUCGCUAUCCUACUUGGGGCGACGCUAUUAAAAUAGACACUUGGAUGGCUGCUUCAGGGAAGAAUGGUACGCGGCGUGAUUGGCUUGUCCGUGAUAGUAAUACAGGGGAUAUAUUGAUGAGAGCUUCCAGCUUAUGGGUAAUGAUGAAUAAGGAAACAAGGAAAUUAUCUAAAAUACCAGAUCAGGUUAAAACUGAAAGUGAAGUUACUUUUGUGGAUUUGCCUCCGGUUCUUGAUGGGGACAGCAGAAAGUUACCAAAACUUGACGAGAUCACAGCAGACUAUACUCGUACUGGUUUAACGCCAAAAUGGAGUGAUCUAGACGUGAACCAACAUGUUAAUAAUGUCAAGUACAUUGGCUGGAUUCUUGAGAGUGCACCUAUGCAAGAUCUAGAGGGUUAUGAGCUUGUUGGCAUGACGUUGGAGUAUCGACGGGAGUGCAGAAGGGACAGUGUACUACAAUCUCUCACAUCCGUAUUGCAAAAUGCAGUUGGUAAUUUCGCCAACCCCAGCAAUGUCGAGUGUCAACAUUUGCUUCGUUUGGAGAGUGGUGAAGACGUUGUGAAGGGAAGGACUGAAUGGAGGCCAAGAUUUGCCAACAUAACUAAGAAUUGGUACAUGUACUUCUAGUGGCCUACUGGGCGUAGCAGCGUGGAUGAUACGGGGACUAGGUGAGUUGCAUUUCUCGAGGCGACCCGGGACUAGGUGAGUUGCAUUUCUCGAGGCGUGGAUGAUACAGGGACUAGUAUAUUGAUUCCUAGAAAGAGCUCAUGCACUUGUGACACCCGGUUCUGGGAUGUAUUUGGGCUUAUUCAGAUUUUUUUUUUUAAAUGUUGUUAAAUGUUUCAUUAUUUAUU